AUGGCAAUCGAUAAGAAAAAUGAUAAAGAUAAACAUCCAAUGUUGGACCCAAAUUUAUGUAAAGAUUUAAAAGAUAGACACGAUCAAUGUUUUAAUAAAUGGUACACAAACUCAUUCUUAAAAGGAGAUGUCACCUUAGAUUGUGAAGACGAAUGGCAAGAAUAUCAGGUUUGCAUAAAAGAUAAAUUAAAACAAUGGAAUUUAGAACAUUUAAUAGAAAAUAAUAAAGAAUAA
Molecule: messenger RNA, 234 nt
Organism: Dictyostelium purpureum
Lineage: Eukaryota; Evosea; Eumycetozoa; Dictyosteliales; Dictyosteliaceae
Exons: 2
Coding region: 1-234 (77 amino acids)
Source: RefSeq, a predicted model, not a curated record